AUGGCGGUGCAGGCGCAGCACCCGGCCAAUACUUCUGGUCUCUUCUCGGCGGACUACGCGGGGAGGUUGCCCCGCAUCACAGGGAGGGGCCUUCAGAUUGAAGACCCCGCCUACCAGGCUCCCCUCCUCCUCCCAUCGGCCGCCGCCGCACAUCAGCUCUAUCAGCGGCAGGCCCUCUAUGGCACCACCAUGUUCAGCGGGGAGCAGGACAGCGAGCUCACCUGCAACGUGUCAGCGUCGCGGAAGCGAAGUCGCGAAGACCUCAAUCUCCUUCAGCAGCAGCAGCAGCUCUGGCUGGCAGGGGCUAUCGGGAAGGUCAUUCAGGAGAAACAGCCGGUGUCUGGCACGGGGCCUUCCGCUAGCUUUCAUAACUCCCUCGACAAUAGCCGAUUAAUCGAUUCCGCGAUGUCAUCCACUAGCGGGAGAUCGGCUGCCACCGCUCCUACCCCAACGACUUCCUCGCCGGCUGUCAACCCGCUCGUUCAAGAAUUCCUUUCUCAACUCUAUCACCAGAGCCUCGAGGUCGAUACGCUCAUUCGACUACAGGUACUUUUAUGCACUCCGUGCUGAUUUUUUCCUAUGCUUCCGAUGGGAAAUUUGUCCGUCUUAGAAGCUUUUCUGGCCCGCAGUCUUUUCUUGGAGUAAUCUUGUGUCUAAUCUUUGGUUGUUGCAACAGAACGAUCGGCUUAGGUCGGGACUGGAAGAGACGCGGAAGCGCCACUGUGGAGCGCUCAUUUUGGCAAUGGAGGAAGCAGUCCUCCGCCGACUCCGUGAGAAGGAGGCAGAGUUGGAGACCGUAAGCCGCCGCAACGCCGAGUUGGAAGAGAAAGUGUGGCAGAUGACUGCCGAGAAUCAGAUGUGGUUCAGCGUCGCGCGCAACAACGAAGCAAUCGUCUCGAGCCUCCGUGCAAGCCUAGAACAAGCCCUCCAGAACGCCAAUGAGACGGGCCCGCUCAUUGCCGUCCCCCAGGCGCAGGACGUCGAGGAGGGCUACGGGGACAGCGACUGCGUGGCUCCAACUUUGCUGGCGGACGAUGCGCAAUCCUGCUGUAACGCGGAUGCCAAGGUUUGCGAUAGCAACGCGGCCGCGCGGGAGACUCUCAGGGAGCUUCCUCGGAAGAGGAUGUGCAAGGUCUGCGCCGAGCAGGAGGUGUCGGUGUUGCUUCUCCCCUGUCGGCAUCUCUGCCUCUGCAAGCAGUGCGAAGCGCGUCUCGACGCCUGUCCCGUCUGCAACUCCACGAAGAACGCCAGUCUCCAAAUCUUCAUGUCCUGA
Spirodela intermedia is the source of this 1273-nucleotide messenger RNA. The record is from the annotation of a GenBank genome assembly. Lineage: Eukaryota; Viridiplantae; Streptophyta; Magnoliopsida; Alismatales; Araceae.